This is a messenger RNA of Labrus mixtus (cuckoo wrasse), 8448 nucleotides long. It is a transcript of the gene nup98, whose product is annotated as nucleoporin 98 and 96 precursor. The transcript is spliced from 36 exons. Gene Ontology annotation, biological process: RNA export from nucleus; protein import into nucleus; post-transcriptional tethering of RNA polymerase II gene DNA at nuclear periphery. The record is from RefSeq and is a predicted model, not a curated record. Gene Ontology annotation, cellular component: nuclear pore cytoplasmic filaments; nuclear pore. The coding region runs from base 212 to 5821 and encodes 1869 amino acids. Lineage: Eukaryota; Metazoa; Chordata; Actinopteri; Labriformes; Labridae. Gene Ontology annotation, molecular function: structural constituent of nuclear pore.
CGCAUGACGUAUGAAUGUGCGUCGUGACGAUUGCUGGUCGACAGUUUUCCCUCCUCGUUGACAAAGCUAUCCGGCGCUGCUGAUGUUUGUCUAAACAAACAUCAUUUUGGACUCGAUAGCUUCAACAACAUCACGAAAGGAAGAUAAAGAAACCCAGCGACCAGAGCAGCGUUGGUUUAGACAACCUAUGAGGUCCUGCUAGCAGGGCAAGAUGUUCAACAAGUCAUUUGGUACUCCCUUUGGGGGAGGGACUGGGGGGUUUGGUACCGCAUCAACCUUUGGCCAGCAAAACGCAGGUUUUGGGGCACCAGCAGGAGGCUUCGGGACGUCUGCGUUUGGGACCACAGCCACCGCUCCAGGACUGUUCGGCGCUACACAGAAUAAACCUGCAGAAAGAAAUAAAGUGAAAGAUAUCGGCGGUCUGUUUGGGUCCAGUACGUUCAGCCAGCCGGCGGCUUCUUCCGCCAGCACUGGCUUCGGUUUUGGUGCAGCGAGCGGAACGACCACCAACCUGUUUGGCAGCACGGCAGCCGGCACCACCGGUGGACUCUUCUCCCAGCAGAACAAUGCCUUCAGUGCCAACAAGCCCACCUCGUUUGGAAAACCUCCUGACAAAGUCUCCCUCACACCGUGUCCUCCAGGCUUCGGGACGAGCACCAGCAGCGGCGGGCUGUUCGGCGCCACCAACACUGCUGCCGCCGCCAACCCUUUUGGUGGAACCGCCUCCCUCUUCGGAGGCGCGGGCUUCUCCGCCACACAGCAGCCAGGAACCACCGUGAAGUUCAACCCUCCAACAGGAAGUGACACGAUGGUGAAAGCGGGCGUGACCACAAACAUCAACACCAAGCACCAGUGCAUCACCGCCAUGAAGGAGUACGAGAACAAGUCCCUGGAGGAGUUGAGGCUGGAGGACUACCAGGCAGGCAGGAAGGGUCCGACCACCCCAAUGGCGGCGCCGACGGGCAGCAUGUUCGGAGCAGCCCCGGCCACAUCCAGCGCCGCUACCGGUCUCUUUGGCGCCACCGCCCCCAACACCAGCUUCUCCUUCGGACAGAACAAGAGCACUUUCGGAGCAACACCUGCCGCCGGUUUUGGUGCGACAGCCGGCGGUCUGUUCAGCCAGCCGACACAGCAGCCUGCCGCCAGCCUCUUCAAGCCGUUUGGUCAGCCCACCACCACUCAGAGCACAGGCUUCUCCUUCGGCAACACCAACACCAUGGGACAGGCCAACACCAGCAGCAUGGGUUUGUUUGGGAACACUGCAGCGUCUCAGUCGAGCGGGUUGUUUGGCGCAGCUCAGACGAGUACAGCCACCGGCUUUGGGACAGCCGCCGGGCUGUUCGGCCAACCCAACACUGGGUUUGGAAAUGUGGGAACUCAGCCGAGUCUCUUUGGUAAUAAGACGGCUGGGUUCGGCACCACCACCACCAGCGCCCCGUCGUUCGGCACCGGCACCGGGCUGUUUGGAAACAAGCCGGCGCUCACGCUGGGCACGGCUGCCAACACGUCCACCUUCGGAUUUGGUGCGAACCCCGCUGCAGGGAGUCUGUUUGGGAGCAAGCCGGCCACCGGAGGACUGGGAACUGGGCUGGGAACCACCUUUGGAGCAGCAGUGGGUGCCGGUCAGACGUCUCUAUUUGGAAGUAACCAGAACAAACUGGGCACCACGCUGGGAACCAUGGGAACGUUCGGAGCUACAGGAUUCAACAGUGGGACGAGCACGCUCGGCUUUGGAGCUCCGCAGCAGCCCGUCGCUCUCACAGAUCCGAAUGCAGCGGCGGCCCAGCAGGCCGUGCUACAGCAGCAGCUCAGCGUCCUGGCCUACUCACCGUACGGAGACUCACCGCUGUUCAGAAACCAGCUGUCAGACCCGAAGAAGAAGGAGGAGCGUCUGAAACCAACCAAUCCGACGGCUCAGAAGGCUCUGACCACACCCACUCACUACAAACUGACGCCCCGCCCUGCGACCAGAGUCCGCCCCAAAGCACUUACAUCAUCGGGAGCCUCCAAGACGCAACUCUUCGAUGGCCUGGAUGAUGACGAGCCCUCGCUCACCAACGGAGCCUUCAUACCCAGGAAGAGCAUCAAGAAACUUGUGCUAAAGAACCUGAACAGCAGUCAGUACAACAGUCCAAUCAGCAAAGAGACAGACGACCUCGCUUCACCUUCAGAUUAUCCACAGAAUGGACACAGUCACAUGGAGGAUGAGGAGGAGCUGAGGGAGGCGCCGGGCCGCAGCAGCCGAGCUGAAGACGACCCCGAGGUCACACAAUUUUACGUCAACCCCAUCGCCAAACCGAUCCCUCAGGGAUCCCUCAGGGUCCAGACCAGCCUGCAGGACACCAUCAGCGACCUCAACUUGCACAAAGCAGCCAGGAACGGACUGGAGCUGAGCAGUGAGGAUGUGUCGGCGUCCCUGGGGGAGGAGUCUCUGCAGGAGGAGAGAGAGGAGGAGCCGCCACAGGAGUCCCAACAGUCUCCUCACCCUGCAGGCAUCGUUCUGAACCGUGUGGGAUACUACACCAUCCCUUCCAUGGAUGAUCUGUCGGAGAUGGUGGACGAGAACGGAGACUGUGUGGUGGAGAACUUCACUGUUGGCAGGAAAGGCUACGGCUCCAUCUUCUUCCCCGGCGAGGUGAACGUGACUGGACUGAACCUGGAUGAGAUUGUCCACUUCAGACGCAAAGAAGUCAUUGUGUAUCCAGAUGACAAAAACAAGCCGCCUGAGGGGGAGGGGCUUAACAGGCGGGCUGAGGUGACUCUGGACGGCGUUUGGCCGAACGAUAAGACGACCUGCAUCCAGAUCAGGAGCCCCGAGCGCCUGACUGACAUGAACUAUGAGGGCCGUCUGGAGAAAGCUUCACGCAAACAGGGCGCCAAAUUCCUCGAGUACAGAACUGAGACUGGAUCCUGGGUCUUCGAGGUGAGCCAUUUCUCCAAAUACGGCCUCCAGGAUUCUGACGAGGAGGACGACGUCCCGCUCAAGACAGACCCCAAAAAGCUGAAGACGAUGAUGUCACUUCCUCCCUCCAAUCUGCAGCAACAACUGCCCCCAUCCCAGCACCAGGUGGCGCCGCAGGCUCAGUCCACUGUCGUGGCUGAUCUUCACAGCGACAUGGCAGAGUUGGACAGCGACAUGGCCGACAUAACUCAGAGCUUCCCGACAGAGAGCAUGCUGGGAGGAGAAGGGUACAUUGAGCUGCCUGUGGGGGAGAUGGAGACAACAGCCGGGAAGCUCGCAGGUUUGAUCUCUGCAGAGCACGACAGCGUCUCUACGUCCGGCCACAUCGCGUCCUCGCUGGGCAUCAACCCGCACACCCUUCAGAUUAUGAAGGCGUCUCUGUUUGCUGAGGACGAGGAUGGCGACGACAUGUUCCCGGAUCACACAGCCAUGAAGGUGUCUAAGGUCUCUGACGUCUCGUCCCCUCGCCUGGUCGUGCCGGGGACUCAGAGCCGACCCUCAGUGGGCGGUCUCCUUCAGGCUCGUUUCACCUCCGGCCUCCUCUCUCAGAUGUCAGACUCCUCCCCCCGCCCCCCUCUUCUUCCUCCCUCUCUGUCUCGGGCGUCUCCUUCGGCGGUUGAACCCUCCCGGUCCAUGCAGUGGGCGGGGCCUGGACCCACUUCUUUCCUGCUGCCCCCUCGGGCUCCUGAGCCGGCAGUCAGGACAGUUGGCGUUCGACGCCUGGGCGGCCCCGUCCCCUUAACAGAGUCGAUCACUCAAGGGAAGGGCCAUCUGUUGAUGGACGCGGGGCUGUUUGCAGGUCGCUCCUUCAGGGUGGGGUGGGGUCCCGGCUGGACGCUGGCACACUGCGGCCAACAGCUGAGCUCCCUGUCGGCCAGACAGCUCGACCAAGAACUGACCACCAAAACCGACUUCAGCUUCCUGCCAAAACCAGCCAGGAGCAAACCACUCGUGGAAAGUCCCUAUAAGGUUCUGUUGGAGCAGCUGGUGGGUCUGGAGCCUCCUGCAGUGAAGAGCAGUGAGGAGGAAGACGAGGAGAGCCAGGCGGUGCUUCAGCGCCCCCUGGAGAUCUGUCUGAAGCACAGCACCGUCGACACCACGGACGCCUCCGCCUGCCCGCUUGUCCGACCGCUGCCUGGUGUGUCGGCGCUUCAUGAAUACGCCGAGUGGAUCAGCGAACUGAACGACCAACAGGGAGAUACAGACCCUCUGUUGGGGUACUGGUCAGAGGUGUGGACGCUGUGUGAGGCUCUCUGGGGUCGUUUGGCUCCUGCAGAUCAGGAUCCCGACGUGGAGACGUUUGGCGAGUACGAGCAGCAGCUGGAGAGGAGGCGGAGCUUCUCGGCCUGGCUCGCCCACGGAGCCUCCACCAGGGUGGAGGAGGAGGUGGCGCAGGCCAGAAACGGUCGCCACACGGACGCCAUCUUCAGCUACCUGACGGGAAACCGCAUCAGUGAGGCGUGUCGACUCGCCCAGGAGAAAGGGGACCACCGUCUGUCCCUGCUGCUGUCUCAGGCCGUGGGCUCUCAGUACUGCCGAGAACUGCUCGCCCUGCAGCUUGCGGACUGGAACCGCAUGCAGACCGACUGCUACCUGCCCGAGGAACGACUGCGUAUCUUCACGCUGCUCGCCGGGAAACCUGUCUGGCAGUCGUCUGACUCUGAGGUUAACGUGUGCUCGGAGCUGGACUGGAAGCGCUGCAUGGCCGUCCACCUCUGGUUCAUGCUGCCGCCUACGGCCUCUGUGGCAGACGCCCUCGUCAAGUAUGAAGCUGCCUUCCAGGGCUCAUGUGAGGGGGGGAAGUACGCCUGUGCCCCCCUGCCUCCGUACAUUGAGGCAGAGCAGCCGGACAUGGAGGAUGAGGAGGAAGAGUUGAAACGUCCGCUUCACGACCUCUGCUUUCACCUGCUGAAACUCUACAGCGACAGACACUACAGCCUGCAGCAGCUGUUGGACCCUCUGACCGUCACCUGGGAGCGUCUGGACUACCGUCUGAGCUGGCACCUGUGGGGUGUCCUGCAGGCACUGCACUACAGCCACCUGAGCGCCUCGCGGCAGGGUCUCCUCCACGCCAGUUACGCCGCACAGCUGGAGAGCGCGGGCCAGUGGCACAUGGCCAUCUUCAUCCUGUUGCACAUUCCCGACCACUCUCAGCGGGAGCGAGCGGUGCGGGAGAUGUUGGCCCUCCAUUGCCCCCUGCAUGACACGGACGAGUCGGUGCGGAGGGAGCGCUUCCUGACCGAGAGGCUGCUGAUCCCGGAGCAGUGGAUCCACGAGGCCAAGGCUACCCGAGCAUGCCGCGACACCAACAGACACCUGGAGGCUCUGCACCUGUACCGUGCCGGAUACUGGAGCCGGUGUCACCGUCUGCUGAUCCAACACCUGGCCUCAGACUGCAUCAUCAACGAUAACCACGACUACCUGCUGGAGUUCCUGGAGGGGCUGGCGGUCCCUGAACACAGCGCGACCAUCCAGGACUGGGACACGGCAGGGAGGGUUUAUCUGGACUACAUACGAGUCAUAAAGACUCUGCAUGACAUCCAGCAGAUGGAGAACGCAGGUUACGAGCUGGAGCGUCUCUACACGGACACAACGUCUCUGUGCAGCAGGAUCGAGCUGCUGCCCUGCAGCACCGCCAGAGACCGGCUCGCCCAAUCAGAAAUGGCGAAGCGUGUGGCGAACAUCCUGCGCGUGGUGUUGAGCUUGCAGCAGGGCGACGCGGUGUCCGACUCCCUCAGCAUCCCGCUCGCACAGCUGGCCCCACACAUCACCCGCCUGCCGAUGCCCGAGGACUACACACUGGAGGAGCUUCGAGGCCUCACGCAGUCGUACCUGAGACAGCUCAUCGUCAGCCAAUGAGAGCACAGGAACACAAACAGGAGAGCAGACAUGACGACAGAUGGACAGAGCAUCACAGCUGCUUCAGAUGCAGAAGGUUUUUAAAAAGACAAACAAGCAAAAAAAGGUGUCUGAUUUGGUUUCUGGGAGUCUCAGAACAGUUUGAGAACUUUCCUCUGGAGUUUAUUUUUUGUUUGAUUUUGGACGCCGUCCGUCUCCACUUCAGCAUUUUCAGUUUGUAAACCUGUGACACUUCAUUCCUCAUCAUCUGUGUCUCACUUUGUCAGAGUGUCAAGAAAGAUAAUCAACAGCAGGUGACAUGAAAUGACUCUUUAACAACCUAAACCACACCACUGCGAUCUAAAUGUUUUAUUUACUCGCAGCUCAAAGUUCCCCACUUUUCCCCGAAGUUAAUGCAGGAAAGCAAAGAAAAAUAAUUUUAUAUGACCAAAAUGAUCUUUGUGUUCUAGACUUUUGUCGGUUAAUUAACUAAAUGAAUCGACUUGAAAUACACUUGGAAUAACAUAAAUAAUUUGGAGCAUGAGGCAGAAUAGCGAGGGUUUGUGCAGACAUUUAGGAACAAAUGUUUUUGUGUUCAGACCAAAAGCAAAAGAUAAUUUAACUCUAUUUCUAGAACGAGUCGUUGCAAAGAUGUAGAAAUUCACACAAAUGACUUUGACAUUCCUGAUGUGAAGUAAGAAAGCCGAGAAUGUCAAACAUAAGUCCAGACAGAGGUGACGAGACGCUUCCUUACAACCUGUCUAGAUGAUGUUGUGAACCCAGACAUGAAAGAUGCCGAGAGAAAUGCAAAAGUUCACUUUGCUUUUGGUCUGAAUACAUUUUCACACAUUUGAGGCGUUUAUUCUUCGUUUUAUUCUUUCUGAUGGAAUAAAGUUCAGCAGACUCUCUUGGGUUGAUAUUUUGGGGGCCUUUAUUAGAUCUGACAGCAGAAGAGAGACGGGAAACUUUGGCAGGAGAGAGAGCAUGGGAUGACAUGCAGCAGAGGUCGGAAUUUUUAGUUUCCCCCUCGCAAACAUUAUGACAUCUGGUGCUUUUGUAUUGAUGAGCUGUUGACUCAAAUCACAACACUCAGAGGAUCCUCGAUUGACGAUCAAAGGUCAAAGGUCGAGGUUGAGUCAAAGGUCAACAUUUAAAUCAUGGAUGUGGAUAUUAUUAAUGCACCGUUAUCUCCCCCUUGUACUCCCCCAAGACAACGGCAGCCUCCAUAUAUGUGUUGUGCAACAUAAGUGCUAGGCUAUCCGGCGCCCCAGCAGACUCUCUUAGUUUAUUUGUUUUUUUAAAUCCGGGUCUCAGAGCCCUCGGGGUCUACCCAAGCUCGUUUGAGACCAGAUGAAAGACUUAAAAUGUGUAGAUCCAAAUUACACACCUUGACUUUAUAACUUAAGAUUUUCAUCAAGCUAUGUCUGAAUUAUUGGAAUAACUGAAAUUAAGACGCACCAAAUCAUAAAAAACUAAUUGUGACUGGUCAAAGUAGAAUUGAAGGUCUGUCAUUGGAUGUGUCGGAAAUCUGGAGCCUGAAACCGUGGGAUUAAAAUUAUAUUCACAGAAAGAGUCAUUUUAAUGUUCUGUGCUUGUUGUUUAAUCUUUAAAUGCUCCCAGAAACAGGCUUCACUCCUCCAAUGGCCGAGUUUCUUCUCUCUGUGCACGCUAGCGUUAAAACCCUCCAUAGCUCGUCUGACACAUUCUCCAAAGAAACGUCACGUUAUUGCAAAGCUCUGAUAAAAAUGUGUGUGUGGGAGAAGACACGAUCACACCUCGGCAGCGUUAGUUGUUGGUGAAAGAAAACGGCCGUUAGCUUAGCGCAGUGUGACGGUAGCAUCUGUUCAUCUGUCGAUAUGUGAAUAAAUUAUCUUAUUAAUACAGACGAGCACUGACGUCUUACAAAGGGGUUCGAUGUGCACAAAGUGGAUUUUUCUGGAGACGACGACUUGGACGAGAGCUCGACGGGCAAAGAGUUAAAACACCUGAUGGUCUAUUUUUGUAGAUUUCUUUUUUUUUUUUCUCUGUUUGAAUGAGAGUCAAGUCAGGUGUGUGUGUUGGUGUGUGUGCGCGUGUUAACGUCUGUGUGAGGUGUGUUAGCGUGUGUUUGAGUCAGUUUUGUGUGUAGCGUGUGUGAGGUUCUAUUAACGUCUGCGUGUGUGUGCAUGUAAACCAUAGAUAAAUGACUACAAACAUAAAAGUAUUUUUUAUAUAUUAUAACUUCAUUUGAGUUUGAUGUCAUGUUUUCUAAAGUGAAGCGUUUCCUUCCAAAACCCGGACGCCAGUCAGAGAUUUCACUGCGUGUAAUUAUAUAAAUAUUGUAUAUUUUUGGAAACGGGGAACAUCAGGUCAUUUUUAUCCUCAACCUUUAAUUAUUGAUCAAUUGGAUGCAAAGCGUUUUGGAAUGAAGCCCUUCACUUAUUGGUUGCUUGUUUGGCUCGUCUUCUUUUUGUUGUAGAUUAACCGUCAGCCCGCCAAGAACGUUUGUUUUUCAACUCAGUUUUGUUGUUUCACAGGAAACAGGAAGCUCUAUGAUGUCUGUUUAUUCUCCUGUUUAACCAAAUGUGUGUGUGAGAGCAUGUUUCCUGAUGAUUCUGUUGAUAAUAUUUUUUAAUAAAGUCGAGUAGAAAUAAAGAAACGUUUCUGUU